GACAGUGAUCAUUAUUCGUUUUGGUGUUGUCUAUUUAUUUUGUCCAUUUAUCGCUGUGAAAUCAAUUGAAUUCCAAACUGUUCAUUUAUUUUUAUUUGUUAUAUAUUUUAGAAUUUUUCCAUUAAUGUUAAGUACUCGAAAAUAAUGAUGCAACAUCAGUAUUGGGUAACAAAAAAGACUGUGUUAAAAAAAUUGGGAACCAAAGAAGAUGAAUGUAUCGUUGCUUCAGACGCUGAGCUUGAUGCGAAAUUGGAAUUGUUUCGAUCAAUAUCUGACAGCUGUUUGCAAUUACAACGCGUACUAGAUCAGUAUCAACAACGAUUAUGUAUUUUGGCUCAAGAGGAGAAUACUUUAGGCAAGUUUUUGCGAGAUGCUGGCAAAGGCUCGGAUGCUUCGGGCAAGCAUAUGAUAUCCGCCGGUAAAGCUAUAUCUUACUCCGGCCAGCAACGGUUAUCUGUGCGGGGACCGUUGUUGAGACUUUAUCAUGAAGUUGAAACAUUUAGAGGACGUGCUGUUAGCGAUAUGCGUGCUACAGUAUCAGCAAUGGAAAAAGCUCGCAUUGAAUAUCGUGCCGCGCUUAGUUGGAUGAAAUCUACGAGCGCGCAGCUCGAUCCAGACACUGGUCGCGGACUUGAUAAUUUUCGGAAAGCUCAGCGUCAAGUACGCGAGAGUAAAAAGCUUUUUGAUAAAUUAACACUUGAUGUCUUGCAGAAGAUUGAUCUCUUAGCGGCUGCAAGAUGCAACAUGUUCUCCCAUGUUCUUUCAACUUACCAGAGUUCCUUUUCAACAUUUUCAACAAAAGUGGUCCAAACUUUGAUUGCUACAGCUGAUACAAUGAGCUCUACACCACUCUAUGAAUUUUCUAUAUUGAAGGAAUUAUCCCAGAAUUUAGAAGCUGAAACCAAACAAGAAGUAGUGCCGCAGGAUAAAGAUCAAAUGUUAUUUUUUCAGGAUGAAUAUAAAGAUGAUAAUAAUGAUAAGAAAAAGAACAAAGAUACUACUGAAACUAGUGAUGCCAAAGAAAAAUCACCUCCGUCCAUAAAUCCUACAACUCCAUCAACAUCAAAUUUAAUUGAUACUGGUUGUACUGAGUCAGAAAGUACUGGGGAAUCUUCUGGAAUAAUAUCAGAUUUGGCUGGACUACAAUUGGACUGUGGUGACAUGCCCACCCAUUUUAGCUCUUUUAUGCCCUCUCAGUUGUUACAAAAUUUGACUGCGCCUAAUUUGUUCCAAAACCCUCUAACACCGAACACCAAUAACAACAAAAAAUCAAAUUCUCCACAAAGUAGCUAUUUAGCUCCAAUGGCUCCGAAAAAAGAAGACAAGGCAGCUUGGUUCAAGUUGUUCGCUGAAUUGGAUCCUUUGGCCAACCCUGACAACAUACCUGGUACAAAUACUAACCAAAGUCAUGCUGCAUAAUUUAUUACUGUUAUUACAAUUAUAUAUUUAUAUUAUAUACUGUGCAUAAAAAGCAAUU
Messenger RNA from Achroia grisella, 1477 nucleotides. RefSeq names its product islet cell autoantigen 1 (gene ICA69). Gene Ontology annotation, molecular function: protein domain specific binding. NCBI's taxonomy places the organism in Eukaryota, Metazoa, Arthropoda, Insecta, Lepidoptera, Pyralidae. The record is from RefSeq and is a predicted model, not a curated record. Gene Ontology annotation, cellular component: Golgi apparatus. Gene Ontology annotation, biological process: regulation of transport. The transcript has 4 exons. Bases 145 to 1419 code for a protein of 424 amino acids.